Coregonus sp. 'balchen' is the source of this 8082-nucleotide messenger RNA. Lineage: Eukaryota; Metazoa; Chordata; Actinopteri; Salmoniformes; Salmonidae. The record is from the annotation of a GenBank genome assembly.
AUGUGUGUGUGUUUCCUGCAGGUGCUUGUCUGGGCUAGAGAGCGCAAUCCUGACCCGAGGAAGCCCCUGGACAUCCAUUAUGACCCUGAGUCUGUGUAGACUCUGGAACGUCCUGACGGCCUCAGCCUAGAAGAGCUCACACACUCCCCGUCAUCCAGAGCCCCGACAUGCAGAGAGGACUGCACUGCUUCUCCCACUGGCUCUCCUCCCAGCACAGACAACCCUUCAUACUGGUGGGGCCUGAGGGCUGCGGCAAGGGGUAAACACACACACAAACACACAGGAUGUUUAAUACACUUUAAUCAGAUCAUGCACACACCCCACUUACUGUUCAGGGAGAACGGUAUGACACACACUUAUGUCUCCAGGCAUGUUUUAUUUAAGGCGUGACCUUUCUUAGAAUAGCACAGCGGACUGAGGGGCAGGCAGGGGGGCAGAGACUUGUUGAAUCUACAGUCAUUACUGUCAUCCCUGGGGCACCCAGAAGAGGGAGGAAACCUCUUAUUGGCUUUUACACUCCACUUGAGCCCCCCUAUGAAACACACACUCUCACACACACAACCCUAAUCUCGCUGAAAGGUCAGGGCGCCAUGGAAACGCUUGUGUCAUCCCUGUCUGAUGAAAAAACAUCUAAUUUCCACUGCUGCCCUCAGACACACACACACACACACACACACACACACAUCCCAAUUAUCCUAUCUCAGUUUGCACCCUCACAAAAUGUCCCCCCUCGCCCUGAGCUCUGUCUCACAAACUCAGUUAAACAGACCCCUGCGGCAUCAACAUUUUUCAGAGUUAAUUCUCCUCUCCUCUCCUCUCCUCUCCUCUCCUCUCCUCUCCUCUCCUCUCCUCUCCUCUCCUCUCCUCUCCUCUCCUCUCCUCUCCUCUCCUCUCCUCUCCUCUCCUCUCCUCUCCUCUCCUCUCCUCUGUCAUCCCCUCUUCAUCCUCUGAUAUCUAACCUCUGUUAAGACUCAUGUCCUCCUUCAAUGUUAUGGUCUCUGUAUGGUCUGGCUUCUCUAUUUGCCAUUCGGCCUAUGUUCUGCUCACAGUAUGUGUGUGUUAAUGUGUGUGUGUGUUAAUGUGUGUCUCUGUGUGUUCUCCAGUAUGCUGCUGCGCUAUGGGUUCUCUCGCCUGCGUUCCACUCAGGAAGCAGUGGUCCGCUGUAGCGCCCAGACUUCGUCUCGUCACGUCCUCCAGAAGCUCAGUCAGACCUGCCUGCUUCUCAGUUCCAACACGGGCCGGGCCUACAGACCCAAAGACUGUGAGAACCUGGUCCUCUACCUCAAAGACAUCAACCUGCCCAAGCCUGACAAGUGGGGCACCAGUAACCUCAUAGCCUUCUUACAGCAGGUACACAAUACAGUACAAUAAAGUACAAUACAGUACAAUACAGUACAAUACAGUACAAUACAGUACAAUACACUACAAUACUGCCCUACCAAGCAAAAGAGCAGUAACUGCACAUUUGGUCAAAAUACAUUAAAUAUACAUUUAUACAUAAAACAUACAUUUAUACAUUAAAUGCAUGCUUUAUCAUGUGGACAAAUAUCCUGCCUCCAUUGUGUUGUGUUAUGGAGAAAAUGUGGGCUCAUGUUUGCAGUAACUGAAAAAAGUUACAGUGAAACCAAGGAAAAAGGCAGUAACUGUUUCACUGAGCUUUGGGCUGCAGUGUCUACGGUUUACCUCCGUAUUACUUAUUGUUCUUCGCACAAGUAUCAAACUAUAUGACACUGACAGCCACAUACACAUAAAUAUAUUUACAGAAGUUUGUGUUACAUUCUUUUGGCAUGGAAACUAAUUCCAGUGUUAUACUAAGCAAGAAGACAGUAACUGCCGUCUAGAGUCAAAGGUCAUGUCAGAGGUCAGGGUCAAUAUGAUUAAAAAAUAACCUCAUUGUAAGAUAACAGAUAACCGCAUCUCCAAUAAUCUGCCUACAAUUCAUUUGGCUGGACAAUAAAACAACUUUGAAGUCAUUUUUCUUAGUUUUACUCUAUUAGCAGUUACUGCUCAUUUGCUUGGUAGGGCAGAAUACACUACACUACAGUACAAUACAGUACUAUACAAUACACUACAGUACAAUACAGUACUAUACAAUACACUACAGUACAACACAGUACUAUACACUACACUACAGUACAAUACAGUACUAUACACUACACUACAGUACAAUACAGUACUAUACAAUACACUACAGUACAAUACAGUACUAUACAAUACACUACAGUACAAUACAGUACUAUACACUACACUACAGUACAAUACAGUACUAUACAAUACACUGCAGUAAAAUACAGUACUAUACAAUACACUACAGUACAAUACACUACUAUACAAUACACUACAGUACAAUACAGUACUAUACAAUACACUACAUUACAAUACAGUACUAUACAAUACAUUACAGUACAAUACAGCACUAUACAAUACACUACAGUACAAUACAGUACUAUACAAUACACUACAGUACAAUACAGUACUAUACAAUACACUACAGUACAAUACAGUACUAUACAAUACACUACAAUACACUACAGUACAAUACAGUACUAUACAAUACACUACAGUACAAUACAGUACUAUACAAUACACUACACUACAAUACAGUACUAUACACUACACUACAGUACAAUACAGUACUAUACAAUACACUACAGUACAAAACAGUACUAUACAAUACACUACAGUAUAAUACAGUACUAUACAAUACACUACAGUACAAUACAAUACAGUACUAUACAAUACACUACAGUACAAUACAGUACUAUACAAUACACUACAGUACAAUACAGUACUAUACAAUACACUACAGUACAAUACAGUACUAGACAAUACACUACAGUACAAUACAAUAAUAUACAAUACACUACAAUACACUACAGUACAAUACAGUACUAUACAAUACACUACAGUACAAUACAGUAUUAUACAAUACACUACAGUACAAUACAGUACUAUACACUACACUACAGUACAAUACAGUACUAUACAAUACACUACAGUACAAUACAGUACUAUACAAUACACUACAGUACAAUACAGUAUUAUACAAUACACUACAGUACAAUACAGUACUAUACACUACACUACAGUACAAUACAGUACUAUACAAUACACUACAGUACAAUACAGUACUAUACAAUACACUACAGUAUAAUACAGUACUAUACAAUACACUACAGUACAAUAAAGUACUAUACAAUACACUACAGUACAAUACAGUACUAUACAAUACACUACAGUACAAUACAGUACUAUACAAUACACUACAGUACAAUACAGUACUAUACACUACACUACAGUACAAUACAGUACUAUACAAUACCACUAACAGUACAAUACAGUACUAUACAAUACACUACAGUACAAUACAGUACUAUACAAUACACUACAGUACAAUAAAGUACUAUACAAUACACUACAGUACAAUACAGUACUAUACAAUACACUACAGUACAAUACAGUACUAUACAAUACACUACAGUACAAUACAGUACUAUACAAUACACUACAGUACAAUACAGUACUAUACAAUACACUACAGUACAAUACAGUACUAUACAAUACACUACAGUACAAUACAGUACUAUACAAUACACUACAAUACACUACAGUACAAUACAGUACUAUACAAUACACUACAGUACAAUACAGUACUAUACACAUACACUACAGUACAAUACAGUACUAUACAAUACACUACAGUACAAUACAGUACUAUACAUACACUACAGUACAAUACGUACUAUACAUACACUACAGUACAAUACAGUACUAUACAAUACACUACAGUACAAUACAGUACUAUACAAUACACUACAGUACAAUACAGUACUAUACAAUACACUACAGUACAAUACAGUACAAUACAAUACACUACAGUACAAUACAGUACUAUACAAACACUACAGUACAAUACAGUACUAUACAAUACACUACAGUACAAUACAGUACUAUACAAUACACUACAGUACAAUACAGUACUAUACAAUACACUACAGUACAAUACAGUACUAUACAAUACACUACAGUACAAUACAGUACUAUUAAAUACACUACAGUACUAUACAAUACACUACAGUACAAUACAGUACUAUACAAUACACUACAGUACAAUACAGUACUAUACAAUACACUACAGUACAAUACAGUACUAUACAAUACACUACAGUACAAUACAAUACAGUACUAUACAAUACACUACAGUACAAUGCGCUACUAUACAAAACACUACAGUACAAUACAGUACUAUACAAUACACUACAGUACAAUACACUACUAUACAAUACACUACAGUACAAUACACUAUAAUACACUAAAAUACACUGCAAUACACUGCAAUACACUGCAAUAAACUACAAUACAAUAUACUACAAUACACUGCAAUACACUACAAUACACUACAAUACAAUACAGUACAAUAAAUACAACACAAUACAACGCAACAUAACACAACCUCAAUCAAUGCAAUGUAACAUAACACAACACUGAAAAUACAUUAUUUAUUGAUCGAUGUGUAAGACAGAAAUGAGUCAAGCUUUCAUAACGUGACAGAGUUCUCCUCUCUCCACCUUGUGGGUUGUAGGUGCUGACGUACCAUGGGUUGUAUGAUGAGAACCUAGAGGGUGGGUCCAGAGAACUUCCAGGUGGUGGGCUGCAUGUCAGCAGGAGGCGCUGUGGGACGACACACACUCACCUCCUGCUUCACCUCCAUAGUAUGCAUCUGCACCAUAGAGUGAGUAUGGCCACACACACACACACACACACACACACACACAUUAUGUUCUUCUAUCCUCGUGGGGACAUAAAAAAAAAAUGCCAUUCAAAAUCCUAUUUUCCCUAACUUCUAACCCUUAACCCUAACCCUAACCCUAAACCUAACCCCUAAGCUUAAAAUAGCCUUUCAUGGGAAAUGUCACCACGAGGGAGAAUUUUCCUUGUUUCACUAUCGUUGUUUGGAUUUUUGGUCCCCACAAGGACAGAAGAACCCCCCCCCCCUCAAACACACACACUAACACUCACCCACUCUCUCCUCUCUAGUUAUCCAGACAGGGAGCAGCUUCAGACUAUAUACUAUGCGUACCUGCAGCCUGUUCUCCAGAGGAGCCUUGGGAGCCAGGCAGCCUGGGCCAGCACUGGGAAAACACACCAGCUAGCAGGGUCUCUGGAACAGGUGUGUGUGUGUGUGUGUGUCUGUGCUGUCUCAGAUGAGUUCAUGUGUUAUCAGACUAAAGCUUCAGCUUUAAGCUGCUCUAGUCUUUCCAAGUAGCAGCUUUAGAUUAGACUGCUCUUAUCACAGCACUUACUUACUGCCUCUUAUAUCUAAUCCUCACUCUUAGGGGGGCAAACAGAAACCACACACUAUACAGACAUUUAUUACACAGGUGGGUGUGUGUUUGCCUUUCUAACUCUCUGUUCCUCUGGUCUCAGGUGAAGGCUAAGUUCAUGGAGGAUGACCACAGCCUCUACCUGUUCACACCGUGUGUCCUCACCCAGUGGGUGCUCAGCCUGCUACGAUAUGACCUGACCGCAGGUGAGUCAACCACAACAGCACGGUCAAACCACGUGGUCAGAUCACACUUCAUACCACUGACUCUACUUCCACAGGGUUAAAACAACAGGGUUAAAUCAACUCUCUCAUAGUUCACUGGAACCUAUAGUCAGACCACAGGGUUAAAUCAACUCUCUCAUAGUUCACUGGAACCUCUAGUCAGACCACAGAGUUACAUCAACUCUCUCAUAGUCCACUGGAACCUCUAGUCAGACCACAGGGUUAAAUCAACUCUCUCAUAGUCCACUGGAACCUCUAGUCAGACCACAGAGUUAAAUCAACUCUCUCAUAGUCCACUGGAACCUCUAGUCAGACCACAGGGUUCAAGCAACUCUCUCAUAGUCCACUGGAACCUCUAGUCAGACCACAGGGUUCAAGCAACUCUCUCAUAGUCCACUGGAACCUCUAGUCAGACCACAGGGUUAAAUCAACUCUCAUAGUCCACUGGAACCUCUAGUCAGACCACAGCGUUAAAUCAACUCUCUCAUAGUCCACUGGAACCUCUACAGGGUUAAAUCACACGAUCAGACCACAAUCAGCACACCAAGGUUUGCCAAAAUAGGGGUCGCGACCCCACGUGGAAAUGGGGUCGUGAGAUAAAAUGUAUGCUUGGUUCAUAGAACCAGGGUUACGUCAGUAACCUCCUGUAGCUGCUACAUGCGGUUGUAAUAAACAGAGCGGUGUCUGUUUUCUUCCUACAAAUGUGUCUUUAUCUUUUUAAUGGUUUAAGCUACACAAUAUUAUGACCCCAUCACUGAAAGAUAAGACUCUCAGGAACACGUAUGUACGCCCUGUUUCCCUCUACUAUGCCCACAAGACAUUAGAGCUGAGUGGACAAGAGCUCUAAAUCAAACGGGGGGAAAAGAUCAUCAUCAAGGAUGAUGUUAGUUUUCUACACAGAAAAUUGUACAACAUUAUUGCCUGAUGAUCUUCUGAACUUCCCAAUACCUUUCUGAUGUAUUUCAGUCACUUCAAACCUUACUGUCUUCAUAUUUACAGUCAGACUGAUUUGUAAUAGACUGUCGUAACCCCAAGUAAAAAAGUUAAAAUUGGCCGUUUAUUACAUAACCUUUUUUCAUGGGGGGGGUCAAAAAAAGUUGUUGGCCAAACAAGUUUAGGAACCCUUGCACUACACCAUCUUUUUUGGGACCCAUUUUGACAUGGCGAUGUCACCAAAAAGUAAAAAAUAAAUGUCUGCAAUACUUAGUUCUGCUAAUUGCAUGGGUUUUCUCUCUUGUUGCCGACUUCUCAUUGAAAACAUCUAAUUAUUUCGUAACUGUCUUAACUUAUAUUGUACUGGCCUUUGAUUCUAGCUGCUGUUGGAUAUUUCUGAAUAUCCUCUGAAAGUCAGUAGUUCUCUCCCUCUCCCUGCCUCCUGCAUUAACCAUCACUUUCUUCCUCUCUUUCUCUCCCCUGUUCUGCUCCCUCUGUCACCCGUCUGUCUCUCUCUCUCUUUCAUCAUCCCCUUCUCUCUGUCCUCCUUCAUCUCUCCCUCUGUCACUCUCUCCCUCCCUCCUGCAAUGUGUUCGUCCUGUGAUAGGGAGUCCAAUCAGUCAUUUUAAUUAAAAGCGUUUGCUGACAUUUAUUUUUAUUUUUUAUACGACUCAUCGUUUUUUACUCUCCCUCCCUGCUGCUGUUUACCUUUUCUACACGGUAUGUCACAACUCACUCUCUCAUCACUUCAACUCUCUUCUCUGGUGUGUGAGUGUGCACUCUGAGCUGUCUUGAUCUUGAUGCUGCGUGUCUUUUUGCAGUAUGUUAUAAUGUAGUAGUGAACACUGAGUGUACAAAACAUUAAGAACACCUGCUCUUUCCAUGACAGAGACUGACCAGGUGAAUCCUGGUGAAAGCUAUGAUCCCUUACUGAUGUCACUUGUUAAAUCCACUUCAACCAGUGUAGAUGAAGGGGAGGAGACAGGUUAAAGAAGGAUCUUUAAGCCUUGAGACAAUUGAGAUUGUGUAUAUAUGCCAUUCAGAGGGUGAAUGGGCAAGACACAAUAUUUAAGUGCGUUUGAACGGGGUAUGGUAGUAGAUGCCAGGUGCACCGGUUUGUGUCAAGAACUGCAAUGCUGCUGUUUUCUUUUUUACACUCAACAGUUUCCUGUGUGUAUCAAAAAUGGUCCACCACCCAAAGGACAUCCAGCCAACUUGACACAACUGUGGGAAACAUUGGAGUCAACAUGGGCCAGCAUCCCUAUGGAAUCCUUUCAACACCUUGAAUUGAGGCUGUUCUGAGGGCAAAAAGGGGUGGGGGGGUGGGGUGCAACUCAAUAUUAGGAAGGUGUUCUUAAUGUUUUGUACACUCAACGUCAAUAUUAGGAAGGUGCUCUUAAUGUUUUGUACACUCAACGUAUGUGUGUGUAUUUACCCUUUAAUCAGUGUAUUAACCCUCCUCUCUGUGUCUGUAAGGAACUAAUAUAACAGACUCAGUGUUGGAGGUGGUAGCCUAUGAGGCCAGGAGGCUGUUCAGAGACCGACUGAUCUCCUCGAAAGACAUCCAUUCCUUUGACAACACCCUCUCCUCCGUCAUAUGA